GCGGGGAGGGGAGAGGCUCUGAGAGGCGAGGCCGGGUGCGGCGGCGAGGGCGUCCCAACGGGCGCGGGACGGGACGGGGCAACGCGGGCGCCAGGAGCAGCGGCCCGGUGUCGGGGCGCCUUGCCCCGGGCCCCCCAGCAUGAAGACCCCGGCGGACACAGGGUUUGCCUUCCCAGACUGGGCCUACAAACCGGAGUCAUCCCCUGGUUCAAGGCAGAUCCAGCUGUGGCACUUCAUUCUGGAGCUGCUACGGAAGGAGGAGUACCAGGGCGUCAUCGCCUGGCAGGGAGACUACGGGGAAUUUGUCAUCAAGGACCCUGAUGAGGUGGCCCGCCUCUGGGGUGUCCGCAAGUGCAAGCCCCAGAUGAACUAUGACAAGCUGAGCCGGGCCCUGCGCUAUUACUAUAACAAGCGCAUUCUGCACAAGACCAAGGGCAAGCGGUUCACUUACAAGUUCAACUUCAACAAGCUGGUGCUGGUUAAUUACCCUUUCAUCGACGUGGGGCUGGCCGGGGGUGCAGUGCCCCAAAGUGCCCCUCCAGUGCCAUCAGGUGGCAGCCAUUUCCGCUUCCCCCCUUCAACGCCUUCCGAGGUGCUGUCUCCCACCGAGGAUCCCCGAUCUCCACCGGCUUGCUCUUCAUCUUCCUCUUCGCUCUUCUCUGCUGUGGUUGCCCGACGUUUGGGCCGGGGCUCAGUCAGUGACUGUAGUGAUGGCACGUCAGAGUUGGAGGAGCCUCUGGGAGAGGACCCCCGGGCACGACCACCUGGCCCUCCAGAGCUGGGUGCCUUCCGAGGGCCCCCCCUGGCCCGCCUCCCGCAUGACCCUGGUGUCUUCCGUGUCUACCCCCGGCCCCGGGGUGGCCCUGAACCCCUAAGUCCCUUCCCUGUGUCACCCUUGGCGGGGCCUGGCUCCCUUCUGCCCCCUCAGCUCUCCCCGGCUCUGCCUAUGACUCCCACCCACCUGGCCUACACACCCUCGCCCACGUUGAGUCCUAUGUACCCCAGCGGUGGUGGGGGCCCUAGUGGCUCAGGGGGAGGCUCCCACUUCUCCUUCAGCCCUGAGGACAUGAAACGGUACCUGCAGGCCCACACCCAAAGCGUCUACAACUACCACCUCAGUCCCCGCGCCUUCCUGCACUACCCUGGGCUGGUGGUGCCCCAGCCACAGCGCCCUGACAAGUGUCCGCUGCCGCCCAUGGCACCUGAGACCCCACCGGUCCCCUCCUCAGCCUCGUCUUCCUCUUCCUCCUCUUCAUCCCCAUUCAAGUUUAAGCUGCAGCCACCUCCGCUAGGACGCCGGCAGCGGGCAGCUGGAGAGAAGGCUCCAGGAGGCACCGACAAGAGCAGCGGUAGCAGUGGCUCAAGUGGGCUGGCUGAGGGGGCAGGCGCAUUGGUCCCCCCACCGCCACCACCCCAGAUCAAGGUGGAGCCCAUCUCAGAAGGCGAGUCCGAGGAGGUGGAGGUGACUGACAUCAGUGACGAGGAUGAGGAAGAUGGGGAGGUGUUCAAGACUCCCCGUGCCCCACCUGCUCCCCCAAAGCCAGAGCCGGGAGAGGCACCUGGGGCAGCCCAGUGCAUGCCCCUUAAACUGCGCUUUAAGCGGCGCUGGAGUGAAGACUGUCGCCUGGAGGGGGGCGGGGCUCUGUCUGGGGGCCCUGAGGAUGAGGGUGAGGACAAGAAGGUGCGUGGGAACACGGGCCCUGGGGAGGCUGGAGGGCCACUCACCCCACGACGGGUGAGUUCAGAUCUCCAGCACGCCACAGCUCAGCUCUCUCUGGAGCAUCGAGAUUCCUGAGAGCCAUGGGCAAGGGCCCUCGUGUGCCCCCUCAACACCCCAAGCUUUUGCUGCCUUAACCCCCACAAAGCCCUGGAGGUGAGGGCAGCUCUCUUAGUCUCUUCCCUGCCUCCCCCCUUUCUCCUCCCCACAUUUUGUAUAAAACUUUUUUUUUUUUUUAAAUGGUAGGGUGGGUGGGUACCCACCCAGGACUGGGGGCUAAUCUCCUCAUCUCUGGGUUUCUAAGUUCCGGGCAAAGUGGUGGUGGGGGGCGGGAGGGGGGUGUUAAGGGGGGGCACCUCCAUUCUGGGGAUUUCUAUUUCAGCAGAGGCUUUGGCCUUUUAACACCCAGGAACUUUUUUGUAUUACAAAAAAAGGAAGUAAAGCCUUGACCCCCUCCCUGUUCUCUGCCACUUACCUCGUCCUACCCCUUCCCUUCCGAGCCCCCUCCUCCCAGCCCUAACCCUGCCUUCCUUGCCCCUGUAGGGGCUGUGAGUGCCUGGGUUUCUUAGACCCCACAAGGUUGCAGUAGGGGCCGGAGGGACAAUUUUAUAAACCAAAAAUUCUGUGGGGGUGGUGGGGUGGGAGGCAGAGGAAGGUGAGGGGGGCUGCAAAUCUAUGGGCCACAAAUCUCUUCAAGUGCCUGUUCCCCACUCCACCCCAGUACUGGUCCAGUCCCUCACACCCACCCCCAGCUGGUCCUAGGUCUGACCCAUGGGCAGGUGGGUCAGGGACAGGAAGGGGGUCCCUUGAAACCAAACUGGAAGCCCCUCUCUGCCUCCCAGGGGUGGCCUGGAGGGCUGUGGUCAAGCCUUAUUCUGUAUUGGGAAUGGAGGGUGGGGUGGGACACAAGGGGGCUGCUGGAGAAUGUAUUCAAAACAAUAAAACUUUGGACUUUU
Molecule: messenger RNA, 2673 nt
Organism: Microtus oregoni (creeping vole)
Lineage: Eukaryota; Metazoa; Chordata; Mammalia; Rodentia; Cricetidae
Gene: Erf
Product: ETS2 repressor factor
Exons: 4
Coding region: 140-1795 (551 amino acids)
Biological process (GO): regulation of transcription by RNA polymerase II; cell differentiation
Cellular component (GO): nucleus
Molecular function (GO): DNA-binding transcription factor activity, RNA polymerase II-specific; sequence-specific DNA binding
Source: RefSeq, a predicted model, not a curated record